Molecule: messenger RNA, 1572 nt
Organism: Argentina anserina (silverweed cinquefoil)
Lineage: Eukaryota; Viridiplantae; Streptophyta; Magnoliopsida; Rosales; Rosaceae
Product: SNW/SKI-interacting protein-like
Exons: 1
Coding region: 1-1572 (523 amino acids)
Biological process (GO): mRNA splicing, via spliceosome
Cellular component (GO): spliceosomal complex
Source: RefSeq, a predicted model, not a curated record
AUGGCAGCUCUGCUCCAUCGUCUUCCACCCGUGAAAUCAACCACUCGAACCUUCUGCGACCACUCGAAGGAUCAAUGGUUCAAGGAGAGGCUCAAUAGUAACACAGUGACAUCUUUAAUCCUUCCUAACAAGGUAUUGCAUUUCGGUGAUGGCGGUGCGUUCCCGGAGAUUCAUAGACCUCAAUACCCUCUUGGCAUGGGCAAGGAGGACACCAAGUCCUCAAAGCCCCAACCCAAAGUUCUUCCGGUUUCUGUUGAUGCCUAUGGAAAUAUAGCCUAUGAUGCCAUUGUUAAGCAAAACGAGAAUACCAAGAGACUUGUGUUCUCAAAGCAUAGAGACCUUGUGCCUAAAAUUUUGAGGAACAAUGAUGAAGAGGAGAAGACGUGUAGUGAGGAGGAGCUGCAGAAUGAGAUUGAAACAACCGCGGCAGAAACGAAAGCUGCUCUUGAGAAGAUUGUUAAUGUGAGACUGAGUGCUGCACAGCCAAAAAGCCAACCAAAACAGACCCAGGACUCGAAACUAAUCAAGUACAGGCCAUCACAGACGUCGGCGGCAUUCAACUCUGGUGCUAAGGAGAGGAUGAUAAGGAUGAUGGAGAAGCCUGUGGAUCCACUAGAACCUCCCAAGUUUCGGCACAAACGUGUUCCGAGGGCUUCUGAAGCACCGCCGGUGCCGGUGCUACAUUCUCCUCCUAGGCCAGUGAGUUUGGAAGAUAAGAAGGAUUGGAGUAUUCCACCUUGUAUAUCGCAGUUCAAGAACAACAAAGGGUAUACAAUCCCAUUGGACAAACGUGGAGGAGUUGAUGGCAGACGACUUCAAGAUGAUCAAGUUAGUGAGAACUUUGCACAUCUUCAGGACUCUUUGCAUGUAACAAUCUUGAAGUGUAAGGAGGAACUUGAGCUGAGAGCGAAUGUUCAGAGGGAGAGGAUGGAGAAGGAGCAGGUGAGGAGAGACCUGGAGCUGAGAGAUAUAGCUAUGAGAGCUCGUGUAGAAGGAGCAGCUAUUGCUGCUGCUAUUCCAGAGCAUAAUGGUGAGAGCACAGCAAUGGAUACAGAUGAAACAAGAGAAGAGAGAAAGAAGCGUGAUGAGAUUCGUCGGGAGAGGGAAAGGGAGAGAAGGUUGACAAAGAAUAAGAGAAGUAGAGUAACAAGAGAUAACAAUGGCGACAUCAGUGAGAAAAUUGCUCUUGGCAUGGCUGCUACUGGAGUUGGAAGGGGAAGUGGGGAAGAGGUUAUGUAUGACCAGAGGCUGUUUAAUCAGCAGAAAGGAAUGGACUCCGGGUUCGGCAACGAUGAUCAGUACAAUGUCUAUGAGAAGCGCUUGUUUACUGCUCAGUCUACACUGUCGAGCCUUUACAGGCCUAAGGAUGAUGAUGCUGAUACCUAUGGAGGUGCUGAUGAACAGUUGGGUAAGAUCAUGAAGACUGAUCGCUUCAAAUCUCACAAAGGAUUUGAAGGAACUAUUGAGAGGGCAGGUUCUAUAGUUAUACCAGUUGAGUUUGAUCAGGAGGUUCAAGAAGCUGAUCCCUUUGGUCUAGACGAGAUAAUGGAAAAGAUGAAGAAGGCAAGGUGA